AUGCGCGUUGGUGGCAAGCGCUGCGACGCCGUAUUCCGCGCUCUGUGUUCCGUCCACAGCACCCGUCCCUCGUCCGCCUUCAGCUCGACCAACGCGCGGAGCAUCGCCACGGCAAUGCAGAGCAGAACAGAGACAUGGGCAUCGAGAGUCGUCAUCGUCAUCGCCAUGGGGCUGACCUCUGGAACCGGUGCCUUACAUGACCGCGUGGCCAGGGCGGUAGAUGGCUCACGGAAGAGCUAG
This is a messenger RNA of Trichoderma citrinoviride, 240 nucleotides long. RefSeq lists its product as hypothetical. Bases 1 to 240 code for a protein of 79 amino acids. NCBI's taxonomy places the organism in Eukaryota, Fungi, Ascomycota, Sordariomycetes, Hypocreales, Hypocreaceae. The record is from RefSeq and is a predicted model, not a curated record. The transcript has 2 exons.